AUGAAUUUAAUUUAGAAUAGGUUGCGAAAAAGAACAUAUCUGCAAGAUGUCCAUAAUUAGAAUAAUGAUAGAAAUUCAAUAGCAUAAAGAUGCUCAACUUCAAUUCAUAAUUCUAUGUAACUCAUAAUUCAGAUUUGAUAGAGAUGUGUGCAGAUAAACACAUGCUAUGACAUUUCAUUUAUCCAAUCCAAGAGAAAAAUCACUUUCAGUUGAAUCUUAAGAAUCAGAAAAUGAGUUUUUAAAUACACAUAGAAGGGCAACCACUAAUAUCAUUAAUCCUCAUAAAAAUUAUAAGGCACUUUAAUAGGUUUCUUAUAUUACACAAAUAAUGAUGCCAGACUAUGAAAAAAACAUCAAUACUAUUUCAGUAAUUGAGUAUUAUACAUAUAAUUUAUUCUCAGAAGCAAAGCCUAUUAAAUAUAACUUGCAAAUUAAGAGGAUCAAAGAUAACAGCAAAGUCUUAAUGAUGGAGAAAUAUGGAUUGAUUAUAAAUUCGAAAAUGUAUAUAUUUUAUAUCUAAUAAUAAUAGCAUCCAAUUGAACUCAAAUAAGAUUUUGUCAAUGUUUAAAAAUUAAGAUAACUAGAAUUUUAUUAUUAUAAAAUCAGAUGUUAAGGUGAACCUGUACCUUUAACAUUUACAAUGAAUUAAGCUGAAUAAACUAAAUUUAAGGUAUUUUUAUCCACAACUAAUCCAUUUCCAUCUAAAUUCUCAUGUGAAUAAAUCUUCUAAGUCAAAACAUGGAAAUACAAAAGCAAAGACUAUAAAUAAUUUAGAUAAAAAUUCAUCUUUAUUUCCUUAGUUUGUGAUUUAGACACAACCAUUAAGAUCUAAUUUACUUUUGGUUAUCCUUAGGGUAUUUAAACUCAAUACAAAAGUCCAAUUGCAAAAUAAUAAAUAAAAUAAAAUUUAAUUAAUUGUGACUUAACUGCAUCUUAAAUAAUAAAGAAAAGAAAAAGAUAAAUGCUCCAAUUAUCAAAAGGAAGAAAUUUAAUUUAAGAAAAUAUCCUAAAUGUAACAAUCUAAAAUGAUGAAUGUUUCAAAUCUCAAAAAUAAUUAUAUAAAACUUUGUAAUAAAAGAAAUUUUAUGAAGUUGUUAAAAAGAGAAAAUAAUUAGAAAUCAAUACUUAAGGUUAAAAAUAGAUAAAUUAUUUUUCAAAAGAAAUAACUCAUUUAUUAAAAAAAUUAAAAUAAUAGAAAGAUAUAGAUCAACAUCGUUACUUAAAAUCUGAAAUAUAAUUAGAGAUGUUCAGAUUGAUUGCAUAUUUAUAAUUGAUUAAUGUAAUAUAUGAAAAAUUAAAACACUAACAUAAAAUUAUACAUCAUGUUUAAAUUAUUUAGAUCAAAAUGAAGACUAUUUAUUAUAGAGCUAAAAAAAAUAUGUGUAAAUUGAAAGGUAAUAGUUUAUUUGCAAGAGUUCAUUUAGAUGUAAAAUUGUAAUAAUAUAUUAUUAUUUUUUAAGUUGUCUAUCAAUGCUUGUUAAUUAGAUAAAAAAGAAAGUCCGAAUCCAGAAUAUCAAUAAAAUUUAACCACUUUUAAUUCAAAGAUCAGUAUUAUGGAAUUUUAAAGAAAAAAUUCAUCAUACUUCUAGACAUUUAUAAUGUAUAAAGGAAUCUAUUUAUAACUUUAUUUUAAGAUAUAGAGUUUAUAAAUAAUUUUUGAGAUCAAUAUUUGAAAAAAAUUUUGAUUUUAAUUGUUAAUAAUACAUUAAUAAUAAAGAUCUUAAAAUUUAAUAAUAAUUUGAACUUUGGCAUCAAAAUUCAAAAUAUUUGAUAUAUUUUUAAUUUCUUAGUAAAACUUUUGCUAAUAUUUAUGGAAGAUAGAAAUUAAAUGCUUUUUUUAAUAAUUUACGUAAAUAAAAAAAGAAUAAAAAUAAUUAAAGAAAAGAAUCUAUUUUGUAAGUUUUUAGUAAAAAAUAAGAUAAUCAAUAAAUAAUCAGUUUAUUUAAAGUUCCAUUAUAAAAUGAUUUGUAGUAAAUGUUGCCAUUUUUAUAUGAAUAAACAAAAGGUGGAGCAUCUUAAUAUUGUAGAGAUUAAAUCAGAAGACCUUUUAACAAAUUAUUAUUUUGA
Molecule: messenger RNA, 2067 nt
Organism: Paramecium pentaurelia
Lineage: Eukaryota; Ciliophora; Oligohymenophorea; Peniculida; Parameciidae
Source: the annotation of a GenBank genome assembly